Molecule: messenger RNA, 2007 nt
Organism: Acomys russatus (golden spiny mouse)
Lineage: Eukaryota; Metazoa; Chordata; Mammalia; Rodentia; Muridae
Gene: Ptgfr
Product: prostaglandin F receptor
Exons: 2
Coding region: 187-1287 (366 amino acids)
Biological process (GO): adenylate cyclase-activating G protein-coupled receptor signaling pathway; positive regulation of cytosolic calcium ion concentration; inflammatory response
Cellular component (GO): plasma membrane
Molecular function (GO): prostaglandin F receptor activity
Source: RefSeq, a predicted model, not a curated record
GCUGGUUCCAGAGUGCUGCAGCCUCACUUAUGACAGGCUGGGCAAGUCCUUCCCAUCCCAGGGUGCUGACGACUGGAAAUUUGAUCCUUAUUAUCCCUGUCCUCUUUGCUACAGAUGUCUGCACGUCGAGACUGCACAGCUGUGACGGGGAGAUGACUUGAGGAGACAGCUUCCAUCUCUACAACGAUGUCCACGAACAGUUCUAAACAGCCAGUGUCUCCUGCAGCCGCACUCAUCGCGAACACAACCUGCCACACAGAGAACCGGCUUUCAGUAUUUUUUUCAAUAAUUUUCAUGACGGUGGGGAUCUUAUCUAACAGCCUGGCUAUUGCCAUUCUCAUGAAGGCGUAUCAGAGGUUUAGACAGAAGUCAAAGGCUUCCUUUCUGCUCUUGGCUAGUGGCCUGGUGAUCACAGACUUCUUUGGCCAUCUCAUCAACGGUGGCAUAGCUGUCUUUGUGUAUGCUUCCGAUAAAGACUGGAUCCGCUUUGAUCAAUCAAACAUCCUAUGCAGUGUUUUUGGAAUCUCCAUGGUGUUUUCUGGCUUGUGCCCACUUUUCCUAGGCAGCGUGAUGGCCAUUGAGCGCUGUAUCGGAGUCACCAAUCCUAUAUUCCAUUCUACGAAAAUCACAUCUAAACACGUGAAGAUGAUAUUGAGCGGUGUGUGCGUGUUUGCUGUCUUCGUGGCGUUGCUGCCCAUCCUGGGACACAGAGACUAUCAAAUUCAAGCGUCCCGAACCUGGUGUUUCUACAACACAGAACACAUCGAAGACUGGGAAGACAGAUUUUAUCUCUUGCUCUUUUCUUUCCUGGGCCUCUUAGCUCUCGGUGUUUCAUUCUCGUGCAAUGCCGUCACCGGAGUUACCCUCCUACGAGUGAAGCUUAAAAGCCAGCAGCACCGACAAGGCCGGUCUCACCACCUGGAGAUGGUCAUUCAGCUGCUAGCCAUAAUGUGUGUCUCCUGCGUCUGCUGGAGUCCAUUCCUGGUAACAAUGGCCAACAUUGCAAUCAAUGGAAACAACUCCCCAGUGACCUGUGAAACAACACUCUUUGCUCUCCGAAUGGCAACAUGGAAUCAGAUCUUAGACCCUUGGGUCUAUAUUCUCCUCCGGAAGGCUGUCCUCAAGAACCUGUAUAAACUUGCCAGUCGUUGCUGUGGAGUCCACAUCAUCAGCUUGCACAUCUGGGAGCUCAGCUCCAUCAAAAAUUCCUUAAAGGUUGCUUCUAUUUCUGAGUCGCCAGUGGCAGAGAAGGAGAGUCAGCAAGCAUCCAGCGAAGCUGGGCUGUAAGUCAAUGCAGGGAAGUUUUGGAAGCAUCUCAGCUGAUCAGACGCAGCCUAACUGGAGCACUGGGACCUCAGAGUGUAGUUCCGGGAGUACACUGGACAGACAGUUGCUGAAUUGUGUUAUGCUGCCUGCCGCAUGGUUGUGCAUUUUUCACUUGUUUUUGUCAACAGGAGGUAAACUGAUACAAUAUGAGGGAGUUGAGUAGAACACUCAUUUGAGUAUAGUCGUGUGGUCUGCUUUUGGAAUAAAUAAAUCUUCUGAGGCCCAAAACCUUUACUUGACCUCUUUGUCCGAGACACCUUAAUGCUACCUGCACCAUGAAAUGGCCAUUUGAGGACCACUGACUUACAGACAAGGCUUAAAGUAACACAAGACUCUGGAGUUGUUUGUGUGAGGUUCUGGUCUGUUUACUAGACUCAGUCAGUGUCUGCAUGACCUUGACAUCUGGGACUCACAGUGACUGGUGACAAGCACUACAUAGGCUGGGGCAGCCUGACAUUGUGAGACUGAUGAGAAUAGCCAUUCUUGUCACAAGUGACAGAUGUUGUUGUGGAGGUCACUUAUCGUUUGAAGAUUUGUCUUCCUAUAAAGCCAUAGAUUCUCUGUGUUUAAUCUACCACCCUUUCCUCUGAAUAUUGUAGAGAAAUACAAGCCUUAUCUUAGCACAAAUUCAGCUCAUAAUAGCAUACCUACUAAGCCCUGCCAUGGAAUCUAACACAAGCC